CCACUCUCCUCUCUUUUCCAUUUCCCCUUCCAUUUCUGUUUUGUCUGCCCUUGAUUUGUUUCCUUUAUCUCUCAUUUAAUCCUCCUCUUGACUUCUUAACUCAUCUUUCCUUCCUCUCCUCUCUUCUUGUGUCUGCUCCUCUCUUCUCCUCUCUCAUUGUCUCCUCUCCUCUCCCUCUCCCUUUUCCUUUCCGUUUUGUUUGCCCUUGAUUUCUGUCCUUCAUCUCUUCUUGAAUCCUCUCCUCUCCUCUCCUCUCUCGUCUCCUCUUCUGGGCGCACAUCCCCUCUCCCCAUCCAUCCGCGCCCCCGAUGACAAACCGCGGUCCCCGCCCGGCUGCGCGCUUUGUGUGAUGAAGGGACCGCUGUGAGGGGGAGCGCGAGUUAUUGUGUGCAGUUAGUUGAGUGUGUCAGAGAGAGAGAGGGAGAGCGAGCGAGAGAGUGAGAGUCGAGCAGCGGGGACGGAGCGGCAGCACCGAGAUCAGUUUUCUCUCCCACUCUCUCAUUCUAACAUCAGAUGCUCACCUCCUCGCGUGGCCGGCACGAGAACACGAGCUUUCCUACAGUUUUGGGUCUCCGUAACAACAGCGUUGCUGUUUGGAGAGCAGCAGAUGUGGAGGAGAGGCAAUCAACGGCAGCUGAACCCCCCAUGACCCCAUGAGUUUGGUUUGGCCUGCCACUGAGUAGGAACUCUAUGUGGAUCAAGAGUUGAACAAGGAGCAUCCUAGACUAGGGGUGAGCUAGUCGCACCGCCUUCAGCUCUACGCAGCAUCCCCCCCUCCCACCUCCCUCUUCCUCAGCCUAAUCCCGCCGUCCUCCUGCCUCACCUUUUUCAUCCCACUUCUCGUGGGAAGCACACACAGCCAGCCAUGUCUCUCUUGGCCUCCCCCGCCCCCUGCCUCCUCCUCUUCCUCCUCCUCCUCCUCCCGCUGCCUCCCUGCCAGCCGGAGUCCAAGCGCGGUGACCCCAGCAGCGACCCCAGCACCGGCCCCGGGUACCGAGCGGUCACGCCCUCCAUGUUCCCCUCCUCAUUCCCACCGUCCGCGUCCUACGCCAACAGCACCCCUGAGAAGUGCAAGGAAGUGUCGGAGUGCAAGCCCGGCAUCAUACUGCCCGUCUGGCAGCCCAACCGGCCCGGGCUCGGCGACCAGGUGGCCAGAGCGGUGGUCUACUUCGCAUCGCUCAUGUACAUGUUCCUGGGAGUGUCCAUCAUCGCUGACCGCUUCAUGGCGUCCAUAGAGGUCAUCACGUCCCAGGAGAAGGAGGUGACCAUCACCAUGCCUAACGGGGAAACAUCGGUGGCGACGGUUCGAAUCUGGAAUGAAACGGUGUCCAAUCUGACACUCAUGGCUCUCGGUUCCAGCGCUCCGGAGAUACUGCUAUCUGUUAUAGAGGUGUGCGGUCACGAGUUCCACGCCGGUGAGCUGGGCCCGGGGACCAUUGUCGGCAGCGCCGCCUUCAACAUGUUUGCGAUCAUCGGGAUCUGCGUGUGGACGAUCCCCGAGGGCGAGACCCGCAAGAUCAAGCACCUGCGGGUGUUCUUCAUCACCGCCUUCUGGAGCAUCUUCGCCUACAUCUGGCUCUUCCUCAUCCUGUACGUCAUUUCGCCGGGCGUCGUGGAGGUAUGGGAGGCUCUGGUCACCCUGCUGUACUUCCCAGUGUGUGUCAUCCUGGCAUGGAUCGCCGACCGCCGCCUGCUCUUCUACAAGUACAUGGGCAAGCGCUACCGUGCCGACAAGCGCCACGGCAUCGUCGUGGAGACCGAGGGAGACCUGACGCCCAACAAGGGCGGCAUGGAGAUGAUCAUAGAUGGCAAGUUCUCGCCACGGGGAGGCGCCGUGGUGCCCGCCGAGAACUGCGGGGGCGGGACCCAGGACGGCACGGCGGGGGCCGUAGCCAAAAACGUCGGCGCGGGGGGCAACCUGCCCAACUCCAACAGCGCGAUGGUCAACGUGGAGAGCAGCAAGGAGCUGGACGAGAGCCGCAAAGAGGUGAUUCGUAUCCUGAAGGAGCUGAAGCAGAAAUAUCCGGAUAAAGAGCUGGACCAGCUGGUGGAGCUGGCAAACUACUACGCUAUGCUGCACCAGCAGAAGAGCAGAGCCUUCUACCGCAUACAGGCGACCCGCAUGAUGAUCGGAGCCGGUAACGUCCUGAAGAGGCACGCGGCUGACAACGCUCGCCGCACGGCCGUGACCGACGAGGAGGCGCCAGAAGAGGAAGACCUGGGAGUGUGCAGCCGCAUCUCGUUCGAAAGCGCCCACAGUCAGUGCAUGGAGAACUGUGGCGUCCUGACGCUGGCUGUAGUCUGCCAGGGGGGUCUGGGAGAGAACACCUUCUACGUGGACUACAGGACGGAGGACGGGUCCGCUAACGCCGGAUCGGAUUACGAGUACAGCGAAGGAACGCUGGUGUUCAAACCCGGAGAGACCCGCAGAGAGAUUAAGGUCGGUAUAAUCGACGACGACAUAUUCGAAGAGGACGAGCACUUCUUCGUGCGCCUGCUGAAUCUGCGUGUGGGCGACGCGGAGGGGAUGUUCGAGAGCGACGAAGCGGGCGCCGCACCCAAAGCUCGCCUGCUCGAGCCCCUGGUCGCCACGGUGACCAUCCUGGACGACGACCACGCCGGCAUCUUCACGUUCAGCGAGCGCAUGGUGCGGGUGAGCGAGAGCGUGGGCACCAUGGAAGUGACGGUGGUGCGCAACUCCGGUGCCCGCGGCACCGUCAUCCUGCCGUACCGCACCGAGUCGGGCACCGCCAAGUCUGGCGAGGACUACGAGGACGCCGGAGGAGAGCUGGAGUUCUCCAACGACCAGACCACUCAGUCAUUCCAGGUGAGGAUAAUUGAUGACGAAGAAUACGAAAAACAUGAAAACUUCUUCAUCGUGUUGGAGGAGCCACGCUGGCUUAAGAGAGGCAUCUCAGCUCUGCUGCUCAGCCAAGAGGGGGCGGAGGGGCAGAUGAGCUCCGAGGAGGAGGAGGCCCGGAGGAUAGCUGAGAUGGGGAAGCCCAUCCUGGGGGAGCACAGCCGCCUGGAGGUGGUCAUCGAGGAGUCGUAUGAGUUCAAGAGCACCGUGGACAAGCUCAUUAAGAAGACCAACUUGGCGCUGGUGAUCGGCACGCACUCCUGGAGGGAGCAGUUUGUGGAGGCGGUCACUGUCAGCGCAGGUGACGGCGACGACGAGGAAGAGGGCCGCGAGGAGCGCCUGCCGUCCUGCUACGACUACGUCAUGCAUUUCGUCACCGUCUUCUGGAAGGUCCUGUUCGCCUGUGUCCCGCCCACGGAGUACUGGAACGGCUGGGCCUGCUUCUUGGUCUCCAUCAGCUCCAUCGGCCUCCUCACCGCCGUCAUCGGGGACCUGGCGUCGCACUUCGGCUGCACCGUCGGCCUUCGGGACAGCGUGACCGCCGUGGUGUUUGUGGCACUGGGAACCUCUAUUCCAGACACCUUCGCCAGUAAAGUGGCCGCCAUGCAGGACCAGCACGCCGACGCGGCCAUCGGCAACGUCACCGGCAGCAACGCCGUCAACGUGUUCCUGGGCAUCGGUGUGGCGUGGUCGGUGGCCGCCAUCUACUGGUGGGCCAAGGGGAAGGAGUUCAGGGUGAACCCGGGCUCGCUGGCCUUCUCCGUCACACUCUUCACCAUCUUCGCUUUCAUCUGCAUGGGCGUGCUGAUGUUCAGACGCCGGCCCUCCAUCGGCGGGGAGCUCGGCGGCCCGAGGGGCGCCCGGGUGGUCACCAGCCUACUGUUCCUGGGCCUGUGGUUCCUCUACAUCCUCUUCUCCAGCCUGGAGGCCUACUGCCACAUCAGCGGCUUUUAGAGAAAAGGGAGACGGGAGGAACAUUGCACAGCAACAUACACAUAUACUUCAACACUCAGCGGUACACAGUUCCACAUGAAACAAGUGUUUGAUAGGGCUCACUGUGGCCCCACCCCUGGUCUUUGACGCGGGGAUACUAAGACACUACAUGUUCUCACACACACACACACACACUAUAUGUACGCAUGUGUAAACAGAUCAUGACAAAACACACGCACCAUGACGACUGGGCGAGAGGAAGUGUUAGUGAGGGGUACUGUCAAAGUCAGCGGAGAAGAGGGGCGAAGAGAGCGAUUGUGAAGUUGAGAUUUUAAAGGUGAAGAGAGGGGUCACCCAUCAGACCCGUAAGAGAAACAGGAAGUGGCGCACGGCAAAAAACUAAAACGUAUCCAUCCGAGUCGCGUCGAAGGAGACAAAAGCUCUCCUCUGUGUCGCCGUCUUUACCCGUGCUGCUUCACGCCUCUUCUCCACUGAGGAGGCGGAGCGCAUGUGUGGACAAAAAAAGUAAUUUACAAAAAGUGGAAUGUUUACAACAACAUUAAGCUCGUUUACGACGGGAGGUUCUCAUCUAAUACACCGUUUAGAUGAAGGCGGUUCUCCACACACGCUGUAAAUAAUCAAAGCAAGUGUACUUGUUUGUAUAUAUAAAGUAUAGUGUUUUCAGCAGCUACUGUUCUGUACAUAAAAUCCAGUUACAGAGAAAAAGAAAAGGGGAGGAAAACACUCUGUUUUUUUUAAAAUACACACACAGGCAGGAACGCCACACAUUCCCAAACAUUAAGAAAGUGCAGACAACGUGGGUCGAUUUUUUUUUUUGCAACAUGCCAUUAGAGACUAAAGUCUCAGCUGACCAAACAAAUAAACGAUAAGCUGCUGAAAUGUUAAGUUUAUGAAGAGCCAUAUCUCCCCAGCACGUUCCUCUCAGAUGCAUCUCUGGUUUUCAUGGCAACCAGAGCAUAGCUCUGACAGAGACGUUUGUAUAUCAAACUUGUUUUUGCAUGUAUAGCCAGAGCAACUUUACGAGUCACAAAUAUAUUAUGUAAUAAAGGGGAAUGAUCAGAAUCCACCUGUAAAUUCCAUCCGUGUGUGUGUGUGUGUGUGUGUGUGUGUGUGUGUGUGUGUGUG
Anarrhichthys ocellatus (wolf-eel) is the source of this 4939-nucleotide messenger RNA. RefSeq names its product solute carrier family 8 member 2b (gene slc8a2b). Gene Ontology annotation, molecular function: calcium:sodium antiporter activity. The coding region runs from base 866 to 3814 and encodes 982 amino acids. The transcript is spliced from 18 exons. Gene Ontology annotation, cellular component: axon; postsynapse; sarcolemma. The record is from RefSeq and is a predicted model, not a curated record. Gene Ontology annotation, biological process: cell communication; sodium ion transmembrane transport; calcium ion import across plasma membrane. NCBI's taxonomy places the organism in Eukaryota, Metazoa, Chordata, Actinopteri, Perciformes, Anarhichadidae.